This is a messenger RNA of Magallana angulata, 813 nucleotides long. Its product is annotated as heat shock 70 kDa protein 12B-like. NCBI's taxonomy places the organism in Eukaryota, Metazoa, Mollusca, Bivalvia, Ostreida, Ostreidae. The coding region runs from base 1 to 813 and encodes 270 amino acids. The record is from RefSeq and is a predicted model, not a curated record. The transcript is spliced from 5 exons.
AUGGCUCAAGUAAAAGAACAUCCAAAAAAAGGUGGCGAGCAGAAGAGGGAGAAAAUUGUCGUUGCCGCCAUUGACUUUGGGUCGACCUACUCUGGGUACGCCUUUUCGUUUCGCGAUGAUUUCCAAACUAAUCCUUUGAAGAUUCACACAAACCACUGGUCAUCUGUCCAGUCUAGUGGAGUAUCAUACAAAGCACCGACAACUGUUUUGCUGAAUCCUGACCAGACGUUUCACAGCUUUGGUUACGACGCAGAGGAUAAAUAUGCAGAGCUGACCGAAUCCGAAGAACACAAUGAGUGGUACUACUUCAGUCGCUUCAAGAUGAAACUCAUGAAUGCACUGGAUAUAUCUAAAGAUCAAACAGGGAGUGAUCGUUUAUUUACUAAACUUGAGAGAAGUAUGGAAAUAGAAGACAUGGAUGGUAAAAAGAUGCCAUUUAUGACAAUCAUAGCGCACGCCAUUCGAUAUCUCAAAGAACAUUUAUUGCGCCAGUUGAACGACAAGAACAUUCUAGAAGCAGUAACCGCUGACGGCAUAUUCUGGGUAUUGACAGUUCCCGCCAUAUGGACAGACUCUGCUAAACAGUUUACAAGAGAAGCAGCGAGAGAAGCCGGAAUUCAAGACGAUCAGCUGAUGCUAGCGUAUGAGCCGGAAGCUGCCGCCCUAUACUGCCGCCUACUUCCGAUUGAUAGAUUUGAGAGUGGGGGUGAACAUCAGGAGCUAGUGCUGAAAACGUUUGAACGAGGGAGGAAAUUCAUGGUUAUUGAUAUUGGGGGAACAUCAGACUAUGACGUGAAAUCGACGGCUAAUUAG